CAUAGCCAUAGCCGUUAUGACAGAUCCCAAUGUUUGCCACGUGUAGCGUCGUGUGGCCAAGAUUUCACCGGCUUUGAAGUGGGCGAUAACUGCAAACGCCGGCGGCCGGCGAGCAUGCAACGAGCGCUUCACACAUUUUCAACUGUGCCUCGCUUUCUGUAGAUGAAGUGCAUCCUAGACAUCGCUCGUUCCGUAGGUGCUUCCAUUCCACUGACAGAACCGGUCAUUUCGGCUUGAUCGGUCGCAGUUUCCCGGCGCUCGCGCUGCCAACUUAAUAUCUUAGGCCUAGGUCAGGCAGUAAUUGCUCAAGAUGAGUUCAACAGGCUCCGUGCUCUACAAGCGCUCGUCAUGGUGGGUACGGAUGAACCCCGACAAGCAGGAGACGCUGCUCAAGAUGUCCAUCCUCUCCAUGGCUGCCGUCCUGUCAUUCGUGUGCCGGCUGUUCUCGGUGCUGCGCUUCGAGAGCGUCAUCCACGAGUUCGACCCCUACUUCAACUACCGGACGACGCGGUACCUGGCCGAGGAGGGCUUUUACAGCUUCCACAACUGGUUCGACGACCGGGCCUGGUACCCGCUGGGCAGGAUCAUUGGCGGCACCAUCUACCCUGGUUUGAUGGUCACGUCAGCAGCACUGUACCACGCACUCCAGUUCCUCCACAUUACGGUGGACAUCCGUAAUGUGUGUGUUUUCCUGGCACCUUUCUUCUCCAGCCUGACCACCCUGGUCACUUUCCUGCUUACCAAAGAGCUCAGGGACACAUCCUCCGGCCUGGUGGCAGCCGCCAUGAUCUCCAUUGUUCCUGGCUACAUUUCUCGGUCGGUGGCCGGCUCGUAUGACAAUGAGGGCAUUGCCAUCUUCUGCAUGCUGCUCACCUACUACAUGUGGAUCAAGGCAGUAAAGACUGGAGCCAUCUCGUGGGCCGCCCUUUGUGGACUGGCUUAUUUCUACAUGGUGUCGUCGUGGGGAGGCUACGUCUUCCUCAUCAACUUGAUCCCUCUGCACGUGCUGGCCCUGAUGGCUACCGGACGUUUCUCCCACCGCAUCUACACUGCGUACAGCACGUUGUAUGUGCUGGGGACACUGCUGUCAAUGCAGAUCUCUUUUGUGGGCUUCCAGCCCGUCCAGUCCUCUGAGCACAUGGCUGCCCUGGGCGUGUUCGGGCUGUGCCAGCUGCACGCCUUUGUGGACUAUGUGCGCUCGAAGCUGCCCCGGGAGCAGUUUGAGCUGCUCUUCCGCACCGUGGUGCUGGCCACGGCGGGGGUCACCCUGGCCGUGGGUGGAGUCCUCACCGUCCUCGGCAAGAUCUCGCCAUGGACGGGGCGCUUCUACUCGCUGCUGGACCCGUCGUACGCCAAGAACAACAUCCCCAUCAUCGCCUCGGUGUCGGAGCACCAGCCCACCUCGUGGUCCUCCUUCUACUUCGACCUGCAACUGCUCGUCUUCAUGUUCCCCGUGGGGCUGUACUUCUGCUUCAGCAAGUUGACCGACGCCAACAUCUUCAUCAUACUCUACGGCAUCACCAGCAUCUACUUUGCCGGCGUCAUGGUGCGUCUAAUGCUGGUCCUUGCCCCCGUCAUGUGCAUCCUGGCCGGCAUCGGUGUGUCCGCGAUGCUCACCACCUACUCGAAGCAGAUGGAUGCGGUGCCCGUGGACAAGAAGGGGCGCAAGCACGAGGGGAACUACUUCAUGCGCAGCGAGGUUGCGCAGGGCUUUGUGGCCAUGAUGUCCAUCCUGCUGGUGUCGUACACGAUGCACUGCACGUGGGUGACCUCGGAGGCCUACUCCUCUCCCUCCAUCGUGCUCUCGGCCAGGGGCCACGACGGCUCGCGCAUCAUCUUCGACGACUUCAGGGAGGCCUACUACUGGCUGCGCCACAACACGCCAGAGGACGCCAAGGUGAUGUCGUGGUGGGACUAUGGCUACCAGAUCACGGCCAUGGCGAACCGCACGAUUUUGGUGGACAACAACACGUGGAACAACACGCACAUCUCGAGGGUCGGACAGGCCAUGGCCUCGUCGGAGGACCGCGCCUACCAGAUCAUGCGCGAGCUGGACGUCAACUACGUGCUCGUCAUCUUUGGCGGCCUCUCGGGAUACUCCUCUGACGACAUCAACAAGUUCCUGUGGAUGGUGCGCAUUGGAGGCAGCACGGAGCGGGGCCAGCACAUCAAGGAGCAGGACUACUACACCUCGUCGGGAGAGUUUAGUGUGGACCGCGAGGGCUCCCCCGUGCUCCUCAACUGCCUCAUGUACAAGAUGUGCUACUACCGCUUCGGCUCCGUCUACACAGAGGCCGGUAAGCCACCUGGCUACGACCGGGUGCGCAAUGCCGAGAUCGGCAACAAGGACUUCGAGCUGGACGUCUUGGAAGAAGCGUACACGACGGAGCACUGGCUGGUUCGAAUCUACAAGGUCAAGGAUCUACCAAACAGGGGAGUCUGAAGCGCUCAAAUCCCGAACCUUUCAUCGACGACACGUCACCCCCGUCGCGUCGCAUUGACUUCACGUCGUCACGUCAUGUUGGACGACGCCUCUUCUCUCGGCCAUGUUUCAUUCUCCCCCUCGAUCGACUCCCUGGUAAAAGUGCUGCCGCUGGGGGGCUGCUCUGGCGGCAUUUGUUUGAGCGUCGUCUGAAAGUCUGCCAAGUGUGCGUGUGGGUUUUUCUCUUUUUUUUUUCCACAGUUUUUUUUUUUUACAUAAUGUACGUUUUCUGGGUGCUAUCGUUGGAUGUGAGAAAGGGUGGCUGCACAUGGAAUAAAUUUUUUUAUGGAAACCAAAUA
This is a messenger RNA of Ixodes scapularis (black-legged tick), 2781 nucleotides long. RefSeq names its product dolichyl-diphosphooligosaccharide--protein glycosyltransferase subunit STT3A (gene Stt3A). Bases 311 to 2443 code for a protein of 710 amino acids. Lineage: Eukaryota; Metazoa; Arthropoda; Arachnida; Ixodida; Ixodidae. The record is from RefSeq and is a predicted model, not a curated record. The transcript is spliced from 14 exons. Gene Ontology annotation, biological process: post-translational protein modification. Gene Ontology annotation, cellular component: membrane. Gene Ontology annotation, molecular function: dolichyl-diphosphooligosaccharide-protein glycotransferase activity.